This is a messenger RNA of Pipistrellus nathusii (Nathusius's pipistrelle), 1122 nucleotides long. The record is from the annotation of a GenBank genome assembly. NCBI's taxonomy places the organism in Eukaryota, Metazoa, Chordata, Mammalia, Chiroptera, Vespertilionidae.
AUGGCUCAAGAGUCUCCCAAAAAUUCAGCAGCAGAAAUUGCGGUGACUAGUAAUGGAGAAGUUGAUGACUCUCAUGAACAUGGCUUUAAUAGGGAUUUGAAGCAUUCAUUACCAGCCGGACUUGGUCUCUCAGAAACCCAAAUUACAUCUCAUGGCUUUGACAGUACCAAAGAGGGGAUUACUGAAGCAGAAGCAUAUGAAGGUCCCUCAGCACCACCAUUGCCAUCUGUUAUGUCUCCUAGCAGGGUUGCAGCUAGUCAACUGGCUCAACAAGGAAGUGAUUUAAUUGUUCCUGCAGGUGGCCAGAGAACACAGACAAAAAGUGGACCAGUUAUUUUAGCCGAUGAAAUUAAAAAUCCCGCAAUGGAAAAGUUAGAACUUGUUAGAAAAUGGAGUCUAAACACCUACAAGUGCACUCGACAAAUUAUCUCUGAAAAGCUAGGCCGUGGAUCAAGAACUGUGGACCUUGAACUUGAAGCUCAGAUUGAUAUAUUAAGAGAUAACAAGAAAAAGUAUGAAAAUAUUCUAAGACUUGCUCAGACAUUGUCAACCCAGCUUUUCCAGAUGGUACAUACACAAAGGCAACUUGGAGAUGCUUUUGCUGACCUGAGUUUGAAGUCACUAGAACUCCAUGAAGAAUUUGGUUAUAAUGCAGACACCCAGAAGCUACUGGCUAAAAAUGGAGAGACUCUUCUUGGAGCCAUUAAUUUUUUCAUUGCCAGUGUGAACACUUUGGUGAAUAAAACAAUUGAAGAUACAUUAAUGACUGUGAAACAGUAUGAAAGUGCCAGGAUUGAAUAUGAUGCAUAUCGAACUGAUUUGGAAGAACUGAAUCUUGGACCUCGUGAUGCAAACACAAUGCCAAAGAUUGAGCAUUCACAGCAUAUGUUCCAAGCACAUAAGGAAAAAUACGAUAAAAUGCGAAAUGAUGUUUCUAUCAAGUUGAAAUUUCUAGAAGAAAAUAAGGUGAAAGUAUUGCACAACCAGCUGGUCCUUUUCCACAAUGCCAUCGCCGCCUACUUUGCUGGGAACCAGAAGCAGCUUGAACAGACCCUUAAACAGUUCCACAUCAAGUUGAAAACGCCUGGAGUGGAUGCCCCAUCUUGGCUGGAAGAACAGUAA